Molecule: messenger RNA, 438 nt
Organism: Trichoderma asperellum CBS 433.97
Lineage: Eukaryota; Fungi; Ascomycota; Sordariomycetes; Hypocreales; Hypocreaceae
Source: RefSeq, a predicted model, not a curated record
CUUGACAAAGGCAUAACUUCCAGUGCCGCGGGAUUCUGGUCCCCACAGCUGGCUGCUGGAAAUGCCACGAUGUGACGAUGGAUGGCUGGACCGUUGGGGAAGGGCUUGCCACUGGUGCUGCUGCUAUUUGCUGUUCAGGCUUUUCUCAUCGUCUCCUAAUGCAGCUGCCGGGCAGGUACCCAUCAUUAUAUGGGGUAUAACAGCUGGCUGCAGCGCUCGUGAGGCCAUCUUGGUACCUAAUAGGAGCAGCCAAAUCUGUCCAUAUCCAUAUCCAUCUGCGUAAUGCGUGUACGAGGUACGCACUCACGCCUCCGCCCUCACAGCCAAUUCCAAUUUAUCCCAAACAUGCAAGUACUACUUGUACGCACAGUAAUGUCAUGUGCCAGCAUGCAAGGUAUGAAUUGCUGUCAAAGGGCCCAUUAGGUAUUACUAUUGAAG